UUUGCAUAUCUAGCUCUACAAAUACUGUGCUUAACUUCAACUUCGCUAGUCACUUCUAUUCACAGACUAAAGUCGUAAACAUGCCUCCAAAAACUUCAGGAAAAGCUGCUAAAAAAGCCGGUAAGGCUAAAGCCGUUAGAACUGGCGACAAGAAGAGAAAACGUAAGCGCAAGGAGAGCUACAGCAUCUACAUCUACAAGGUGUUGAAGCAAGUUCAUCCGGACACUGGUAUCUCAAGCAGAGCCAUGGGAAUCAUGAACAGCUUCGUCAACGAUAUCUUCGAACGUAUUGCCGGUGAAGCAUCUCGUCUUGCUCAUUACAACAAGAAAUCCACCAUCACCAGCAGGGAAGUCCAAACCGCUGUUCGUCUCUUGCUGCCCGGUGAAUUGGCCAAGCACGCCGUCUCUGAAGGCACCAAGGCUGUCACCAAGUACACCAGCUCUAAGUAAACUACAUUACUCUGCUGUCUCAAACCAAACGGCUCUUUUCAGAGCCACCGAACAGUUCAAAAGAGACUUGUGUGCAAUACCAAUGCAAUGUUUGCUCUUUGCUAUUUCAAAAUAUUUUGAACAUACCAACGAAAUACAUUAGAAAUUUGCUACGUGCAUAUAAUAGUUAAUGGAAUGGGUGAUUUAUUUUUUUAUUGCUUUGUAUUUUUGACCAUUUUCCCCCUCCGAAUGUACUGAUAAUUCAAUUCAAUUUAUUCACAAAAACCUCCAAAGGGAGAAGUAAAACAGGAAUACAAACAAAACUGAGUUAAAACCACAUUGAAAAUAAAAGAAUGAAAUAAAUACUAUUUAACAAUAUCUUUAAAAGAGCAGUGUUGCAGUAAAAUAAUUCACAUAACAUCAUAAUUAAAAGCUCUUCAACAGGCCCUUAAAGCAUCGCUCUGUAAAAUAU
Anneissia japonica is the source of this 900-nucleotide messenger RNA. Its product is annotated as histone H2B, gonadal-like. Gene Ontology annotation, cellular component: nucleosome. Lineage: Eukaryota; Metazoa; Echinodermata; Crinoidea; Comatulida; Comatulidae. Bases 81 to 449 code for a protein of 122 amino acids. The transcript has a single exon. Gene Ontology annotation, molecular function: structural constituent of chromatin; DNA binding; protein heterodimerization activity. The record is from RefSeq and is a predicted model, not a curated record.